This is a messenger RNA of Bactrocera latifrons, 2241 nucleotides long. RefSeq lists its product as uncharacterized. The record is from RefSeq and is a predicted model, not a curated record. Bases 160 to 1782 code for a protein of 540 amino acids. Gene Ontology annotation, biological process: protein ubiquitination. The transcript is spliced from 7 exons. Gene Ontology annotation, molecular function: zinc ion binding; ubiquitin-protein transferase activity. Lineage: Eukaryota; Metazoa; Arthropoda; Insecta; Diptera; Tephritidae.
CAAAAGGUAUUGUGACUGAAUAGCAAAUUUGAUUCAAAAUUGUUCGUAAAUUAUUUAAGAAAAUUAUAUAAAAAUCACAUACGAACUGGAAGCAUCCCAUCCGCUGCGAGCAAAACACGAAAGCGGAUAAUAAGAUCAAGCUAAAAGAAAUAGAACAGAAUGGAUGCAGAGAAUACCAAAAAAGUCAACGACAACAGGGGCACCACUCACGAUGCGCCAGCGGAUGUAAAGAAGCAGUUAAACCUACAGAGACUUGCCGUGCUAGCAGCCGAAGCCGCUGCCAGAUUUAAAGCGGUACCGUCCAUGAGCAAGGACACCAAACCCACCUUAACAACGACAACAACAACGUCGCCCAUUGAGCUCGUGGCAAUUGCCAAACAGACAACCUUAAAUAUGCUCGGCCGCGAAUGUAGCGAUAAACCGCUCAGCCAAAAAUCUGAUGACUCCGACUGUACGCUACAGUCCGACCAAUCGGAAAAUAAUGCAAUGAAGACACUCGCCUUGCCAGAGACGGACGAGAAAACAUUUGUCGGCAAUCGGACUCUUGACCGCAUACUGCUGGCGCACUCGGAGCAAACAAUAACGACCGCGCAUGUGGAGCUCGACUGCAAUUCGAGUCAGCGUACUGCACACGAGCUCGUACUUCAGGCUGGUAGCGGCUGCAUCAAGCAGAUGAGCUUAACGGCGCUUCGAGAUGGCGCCAUUAUGCCAGGAGCGGAAGGCAAUGACUCAGCAGCGGCUGGCAAUGUAGAAGGCGCGCCACAGACUACACCCACAGGUUCCGUGCGCUCGAUCGGCUCGCUCGUUUGUCGCAUUUGUCACAACUCUGAAGAUCCCGAGAGAUUAGUUUCGCCGUGUUUGUGCAAAGGAUCGCUGACAUAUGUGCACAUCCACUGCCUGGAGCGCUGGAUUAGCACCUCGAGGAGCACCGUCUGCGAGCUGUGCCAGUUCCAGUACAAUACCGUGCAGACGCUGAGAUACACGUGCUUUCAAUCGCUGCGAAUGUGGUAUUCCCGCUCAAUGAGCCGUCGCGCUUUGCAGGAGGACUGCCAAAUGUUCUCGCUGCUCACGCUGGUCGCCUUCGGCAUAAUUGGAACUCUGCUCGUUGGCAUACAAUACUAUUUCUUGCAGGGGCAAUCCUGGCUUCUGAGUCGCAUGUGGACUAAGGGUUGGCUGAUAUUCUUCCUAUUCACAACGCUUACGAUUUACCUCGUAAAUAUUUAUAUGAUCCUCAAGUCACAGUUGAGCCCCUGGUAUAUGUGGUGGCAAUCGGCCCGUGACAUCAAACUAAUAUUGGAAAACCGCAAACCCUUCCAAUUUCGCCCGAAUCGACGGCUGCAGAACGAACAGCUCGCACAGCAGCUCUCCGAUAUGGCUGACAUGACACAGCAACAACAACAGCAGGCAACAACAACUGGCAUUGCACCGCAAGCUUCAGAAACGCACACGCCGCAACAGCCCUAUCACCCCAGCCCACCCAUACCGCCGACCUUUGCUGCCAUCAGUAUACCACCGGUGCACAUCGGCAAUACACUGGAGAGAGCUGAGCUGCCCGUAUCUCUAAGCGGCAUUGAGUUGCAACGUUGCGGCGACAAUGGCAACUUCGGUGCCGACGAUGUUGACACAUUGAGUUGUUGCGGCAAAGGACCGCGGGCAAUGGCUAGCUGCAAGGGGGCGGCUGUGGCUUCAGCUGUGGCCUUCCACUGCAAUAAACUGACAACGUCUGCCACAAUUGAGAUUCCGCUCGAGGGUUGCCUCUACGAAUUCGAAACGAUGCUUUAGCUGCGUGAUGGGAAAGUGACUAGCGGUCGGGGUAAGGAAGGCACAUCAUUGACAGUUGGUUAAUAUCGGAGAUCAUGCAUUCCGUGGCUUUUGGUGUGAAAGUUCGAAUAUAGGUGAACGUGUGCUUGGAGUGCUGCGCCCAUAGCGCUUACGGAGGUUCAAUUUCGCGUUGUUUCUGGCAUUAAAGGGUUUUCCGACAUUGAUGUGAGAACCAUGUAGAUAUAUAUACUAGAUGGAUGAAUGUAUUUGUGAGAAUGUGAAAUAUUUGGAAAUUCAAAUAUUGAGAACUUUUCGAGCAAAGAGUCAAAAAGCUAUCGAGGUCCACAAAAUCAUUUGGGAUAAAUUGAAAACAGGCGAUUUGUGUUCUUAUUUUAUUCUCUUUCUGUAUCUAGUCUCUGUUUUUUGUAACAUGUGUGUAUCUCUGGUACGUGUGUUCGUUUGUCUAUAAAAAUUAUUAUA